This is a messenger RNA of Paramecium tetraurelia, 1068 nucleotides long. RefSeq lists its product as uncharacterized. The transcript has 4 exons. The record is from RefSeq and is a predicted model, not a curated record. NCBI's taxonomy places the organism in Eukaryota, Ciliophora, Oligohymenophorea, Peniculida, Parameciidae.
AUGUUGGCAAUAUUCUUAUUUAUUAUUUUAGUGACCUCUAACCAUGCUAUGAAUCUUAGCAAGAGGGAAACUCAAAAAUAUUAAUAAUAUUUGAAUCGCAUUGAAAAACGAUAAAUUGGAUCUUUGAUUAUUUCUAUGAUAUAACUAGAUUAGCCAUAGAUAAAUUAAUUGAUUGAAUAAUCCAUAGAAGAUUUUGAAUCAGAAUAUUCAACUUUGCAAGAUUUUCAUAUUAGUAGGAAGACAUAAAUAUAUUAAUCUAUGUAGUAAUUGAAAGCACAACUCUUAGAUUUAGAUUUGUUAUAAUCAUCCUUUAUUGAUGGGCCUUAAGAGAAAGAAAGGGAGUUCCAUGAAUAAAAAAUAACAAGACUUAAUCAACUGAUCAAUCAAAAUUAUAAAACGAUUGAUUAAAAAGAGGUUCAAUUGAUAAAAAUGCAGAACAGUUUAAGUUCAUUGAUUGAUGAAUAUGAUUUGAAUAUCAACUAAAUAGAUCAAAUGCUUCAGACAAUUGAUUCUAUUUUAUAUGAUGAAGAGAAGGUAGGCAUUAAAUUCUUCUAAAAGAGAGGAAAGGUGAAUGAGAUAAUUGAGCAUUUUGGAAAAUCUACAAUUAAACAUAUCAAAUUAGAUUUACCUAUGCUAAAACAAAUAGCACAGAUUGGUAUAAAAAGCAAUUUUGCGGACAAAUAAACUUAUAAAUAAGUGCAAGAACUCUUGAUUUCUUUAAGAAAAAAGUUAGUUGGAGAACUUAAUAGUCUAAAUACUGACAAGAUUGAUCAGCUUGAAAUAAGUAUUAAUGAAUUAAAGAAUGACACUCUCAAAUUGAAAAGUCAAUUGCUAGAAUCUACAUAGAAGUUGCAAAUAGAGAAUAGGGACAUUAGUUCAAUCACAGAGUCUAAGAAGCGUAUUGAGUAGGAACUUGUUAUUCUUGAUGAAGACUUGAGAUUGGAGAAUGAGUUAUUCAAUUAGAAGGAAACAUUUUUAAUAGAAGAAGUCAAUGAAUUGAUGGAGAUUGAACAGUUGUUGAAAAAUAGAGAAUUGAUUUAAUACAUUCAAGAAUAAGAAUAAUAAUGA